AGAAGCGCUGCCGACCGCGCCUGCCACAGCGUCAGCCCUGCCUGCGCGGAGCGAGCGCCGGCCGAUGGCGGCGGCGGCCAUGGGCGAGCAGGAGAGCGCCCGCAACGGCGCCCGCAACCGCGGCGGCGUCCAGCGCGUGGAGGGCAAGCUGCGCGCCAGCGUGGAGAAGGGCGACUACUACGAGGCGCACCAGAUGUACCGGACCCUCUUCUUCAGGUACAUGUCGCAGAGCAAACACGUGGAGGCUAGGGAGCUCAUGUGCUCAGGGGCGCUGCUGUUCUUCAGCCACAGCCAGCAGAACAGCGCGGCCGACCUGUCCAUGCUGGUGCUUGAGGCCCUGGAGAAGGCCGAAGUGGAGGUGGCAGACGAGCUCCUGGAAAACCUGGCGAAGCUGUUCAGCCUGAUGGACCCCAGUUCUCCAGAGCGCGUGGCCUUCGUGUCUCGAGCCCUGAAAUGGUCUGGCGGUGGCUCAGGCAAGCUAGGCCACCCCCGGCUGCACCAGCUGCUGGCCCUCACCCUGUGGAGAGAGCAAAACUACUGUGAGUCGCGCUACCACUUCCUGCACUCAGCAGACGGUGAGGGCUGCGCCAACAUGCUGGUGGAGUACUCGGCCGCCCGUGGCUUCCGCAGUGAGGUGGACAUGUUCGUGGCUCAGGCUGUGCUGCAGUUCCUGUGUCUGAAGAAUAAGAGCAGCGCGUCGGCCGUGUUCACCACGUACACACAGAGACACCCGUCCAUCGAGGACGGGCCCCCUUUCGUACGGCCCCUGCUCAACUUCAUCUGGUUCCUGCUGCUGGCCGUGGACGGGGGGAAACUGAGGGUGUUCACCGUGUUAUGUGAGCAGUACCAGCCAUCACUGCGGAGGGACCCCAUGUACAACGAGUACCUCGACAGGAUCGGCCAGCUCUUCUUUGGGGUGCCACCCAAGCAGACCUCAUCCUACGGCGGCCUGCUAGGAAACCUUCUCAGCAGCCUCAUGGGCGCAUCGGAGCAGGAGGGCGAGGACAGCCAGGACGACAGCAGCCCCAUCGAGCUCGACUGACACUACCUGCCAGCGGGGCCGUGUCUGCGCUGGCCGAGGGCCACGUGGCUGCCUGGCGCUGGGCUCACUGGGCCGACCGCGUUUCCUCGAUUGACCCCAAUAAAGCACAGGCCUUGCCGCACCUCCUCUCCCAGCCCUUGUGUUGCUCGUUGCUUUGGGAGGGCCGCGCCCAGCGCCCAUGUGGACAUCCUGCUGCAGACUGCGCCCUGGUGCCCCUCCGGGAGACGCCAAUGAACUGUGUCCACACCUGGUGAUGGAGCCCGCAGCCCCAGCUUGGGCCCUCCACUAGGGUGUGGGACGGAAACACUUUAUUUUUUCACAGUUCAACAAGACUCGUCGCUGACGCAGUGAUCAUGCGCGGAGAGGGGCAGCCAAUUUUAUUGACUGUAAAAGGGACCUUGGGGAGCUGUCGGCUGUGGAGUUAAUAAACCCUUUCUACUGCA
Messenger RNA from Suncus etruscus (white-toothed pygmy shrew), 1485 nucleotides. RefSeq names its product guided entry of tail-anchored proteins factor 4 (gene GET4). The transcript is spliced from 9 exons. Lineage: Eukaryota; Metazoa; Chordata; Mammalia; Eulipotyphla; Soricidae. Bases 65 to 1042 code for a protein of 325 amino acids. Gene Ontology annotation, biological process: protein insertion into ER membrane. The record is from RefSeq and is a predicted model, not a curated record. Gene Ontology annotation, molecular function: protein binding. Gene Ontology annotation, cellular component: cytosol; BAT3 complex.